UAGUCAUGGAGGUGAUUGGAAUGUCUUGGAGGUCAACAAUAGGGAUUGCGUUUUGUUUCCCGUUUUCCAUUGGAUACAUCAUGCUGGCGGGAAUGGCGUGGGCACUGAGGGACUGGUGGAAGCUACAGAUCUGCAUUUCAAUCCCAACUGUCAUAUUCUUCGGAUUCUACUGGAUAUUGCCGGAGUCUCCCCGCUGGUUGUUAUCCAAAGGCAGGGUUUUACAAGCUGAAGAAAUUUUAAGGAAGGCCAAAAAGGAAAACAGAAUGCUGGACACCAAGGAUGUAUCCAUCCCAGGUUCCCCAGGUGGCGCUGCGACAGAAUUGCUUUCCGUGGAACAGCCUACUUCAAAAUGCAUCCUCGACCCCUGCCAUGUCCUCAGCAACGAAUCCGUAAAUGAAACCUCUGUUGGAGGCUUCACCGUCACCAGCAAUGGCAACAUUGUGAUGGACGAAAAGCCACCGGCAACAGGAGCGACAAUGAACGGGACAAAUGCACCAGCAUCAGCCGAUAGUGACGAGAAUGGCACCCCUGGAGAGGCGGGAUCUGGUGGGGAACCAAGGAAACACACUGCCUUGGACUUGUUUCGAGUGUCGCACAUGCGAAAGGUCAUGUUCAAUGUGUUCCUGUGUUGGUUCGUCAACGCCUUUGUCUAUUAUGGCCUCUCGCUCAACUCUGCCAAUCUUGGAGGCAACGUCUUCCUCAAUUUCGCACUUUCGGGUGCCAUUGAAAUUCCUGCGUAUGCGUUGAGCAUCAUCGUGAUGCUCAAAUUCGCCGGAAGGAGACUCUUAAUUUCCGUCGCCAUGGUUUCCGGAGGAGCAGCUUGUGCACUUAUUGCUUUCAUCCCUCGAGGACAAUUCGCCAAUGAUUGGCCAGUCACAGCCUUGUCAACAGUGGGCAAAUUUGGCAUUUCUGCCUCGUUCGCUCUCAUUUAUUUGUUCACUGCGGAACUCAUUCCGACGGUCGUGAGGAAUGUUGGCGUUGGAUUGUCUUCAACUUUUGCGAGGAUCGGAUCAAUUCUGGCCCCUUUCCUCUUGUUACUCGGUGACAAGAAAACGGGGGAUUUCACGUAUCCCAUGGUAAUUUGCGGGAUUCUGUCGAUUGUCAGUGGGUGUUUGGUGUGGCUCCUGCCAGAAACUGCAAGACAACCGAUGCCGGACACAUUCGAGCAAGCUAAGCGUCAGUCGCAAUCCAGCAAGAAAAGAGCAAGUUCGAGUUCGUAGGAGCUUUUUGCGAGUCGUCCUUCAGCAAAGGGGACCAAAAGCCGCCAAAAAUCGGCUUCACCAGUUGACCAAAGGAUUGCCGAAAUAUUGAGAAUAGCUGCUCAACUGAAAACUAAAGAAGCCAUGAAGCUGAAAUCCAAAACUGGGGAUUUUUGUUGUUGAAGACGCAAUCGGUUUACAAUUUGUAAAUGGAAUUUUUGUCGCGUGAGAAGCAGCACAAAAGAUUGAGUGAGAAACACGCUGUUUUUUUCCAAAUACGGAAUGAAAGUAUUUUUUAGCAUAACAUAAUGCGUUAUUUAUGAAACGCGUACGCCAUGUUUUCUCCAUCAUUUUUUUCGGCACGAAAUGAAUAAAGUUUUCUUGGUUAUAUACAAA
Notodromas monacha is the source of this 1595-nucleotide messenger RNA. Lineage: Eukaryota; Metazoa; Arthropoda; Ostracoda; Podocopida; Cyprididae. The record is from the annotation of a GenBank genome assembly.